AUGCGCCGUCGAGCUCGAUCUUUAUUGCCCAGUGUAGAAUCUGUAAAACCACGUCCGACAGAGCGUGAAAAGAACACUGGUGACUCUUCCCUCGAUCCCGUGUCAACAAUCGACUCACCGAAAGAAGAACCCAGUACAAAGACUCCUCCAAAACAGCAGUCCGAGGAUCCAAAGGAUGCUGAUGAUGAUACCGUACCUGCAGUCUAUCAAGCAGAUCCUGACUGUUACAAUGGUGCUGUGCGUGAUCAAUACACAUGGAGUCAAACGAUCAAGGAUGUCGAUAUCAAAGUUCAAGUGCCAUCGUUUGUUAAAACAGCGAAGGAUCUCAAAGUGACGGUGGAACGUAAACAGAUACGCAUUGUGCUCAAGGUCGGUGGUGAGGAGAAACCCUAUUUUAACAGAAAGUUGUGCUGGGAGAUUCAGAAGGACGAGGCAAUGUGGACUUUGCAUCCAAAAGAAAAUCAAAUUCAUUUUUGUUUAGACAAAGCUCAGGAGCGUUGGUGGGAAGCUGCAUUCGAGGGCGAGGACAAGAUUAACACAAGAAAAAUUGACUGCUCCAGGCCUAUGCACGAACUGGACGAAGAGGCGCAAGCGAAAAUCCAGCAGUUGAUGUAUGAUGAGCAAUGCAAGCGUCAAGGUCUGCCCACUAGUGAACAACAGAAAAUUCAAAAGAUGCUUUCACACGCAUGGAACCAAGAGGGAUCUCCUUUCCAGGGAACUCCAUUUGACCCAUCUAAGCUAAACAUUUCGAGUUCAGGAGCUAGCCUGGAUCCAAAACCUUAG
Messenger RNA from Echinostoma caproni, 783 nucleotides. Lineage: Eukaryota; Metazoa; Platyhelminthes; Trematoda; Plagiorchiida; Echinostomatidae. The record is from the annotation of a GenBank genome assembly.